Molecule: messenger RNA, 1836 nt
Organism: Sporisorium graminicola
Lineage: Eukaryota; Fungi; Basidiomycota; Ustilaginomycetes; Ustilaginales; Ustilaginaceae
Exons: 1
Coding region: 1-1836 (611 amino acids)
Source: RefSeq, a predicted model, not a curated record
AUGCCUCGGUUGAAAGUGCAGGUCGGCCCCGACCGCUUCCACAUGGAAGACUGCCGUCUCAACGAUACCCAACGACCGCACGAGAUCGACACCGAGCACUUUGUCGGCCGCGUCCUCGUUCGCAUCCUCGAUGCUCCAGGUGCCAAGGAAGGCGAGCCCGGCCGCGAAUACUUCGAAGGCCGUUCGCGCAAGUUUUGCAUCCAGAUCGAAGGCCGCUUCAAGCAGCGAUGGAACGGCAACGACGUGCUCUUUGGCACUGAUUUCGACAGGUUCGUGGACUUCCCUCGCGCUCCCUUUAACGCCGGUAUGCGCGUGGCCAAGUACAUUGAUCCCUGCACAUUCUACGAGCUUCACCCGGAUUCAGGCAGACCGUACAUCAUGUCGCCCUACAUUGCGUGCAUGAAUACCUUUUGCGCCUGGCCCGCCCCUUCGCGUGCACACGACGCCGUAGUGGUGCUCCGACACACCCACCGCGCCAACACACCGGACAGCUCUCGUCCCUCGACGCCGCUCAUCGAUCCCGAAAAGUCCACCAAGAAUCCUCAGAACGCGCUCGUUGCCAGCCCGCAUGCGAGCGGCGACGAAGACGAAGGCGACAUUGUACCGCGCGAAGCGCUCGACCGUCGUCGUAGCCUCAACGACAAGGCGGGCAAUGCUACGGCAGCAAAGAAGAAGAAGGGCUGGUUCGGCGGGUUUGGAGGUGGUGGCAGCAGCCACGGCAAGGAGGAGCGCAUCCUGAAAAAGUAUUGGCGAUUUGUGGGUUUCAAGGACGAUCCGCGCGUCCGCGCUCUGCUUGAGGCGCACCAUGCCAAGCUGCAUGGCGGCAGACGCCCCUCUGAUGGUCAGACCGACUCGAACCCCGAUGGCUCCUUGUCCGCGACUCACGCUGUUGUCCGCCAGGGCAGUAUCGCCAGUGUCGGCUCUAAUGACGUACAGCACGGCCCCGCGGGGCAGACGCUCUCGGUCCUCGGAAUUGGCAAAAGAGCAGAGAUGGAUCGCACCCCGGACCGUGCGCUCACGCCCAACCACGGCUACGCGGGUGGUGAAGACAUGCCCGCGUCGCCGCAGGUUGGCAGCGGAAGCUUCAGUGACAUUGGCGCCAAUGAGAUUGCUGCCGCUCCGCCUGCCGACGUCGAUGAAGGACAGAGCAAAGCCGGACCCACGCUGGUGGCACCCAAACCUAAGCAUGGUGUGGCAACACCGCUCGACGAGAGCGAGGUUGCUUUUGCCGCUGCUGCGCCUGCGCCUGCUCCCUCUUCGACCCUCCCCGCCACUUCGUCAGCUAAGAGUGGUGCUGCGAAGCCAGAGAUGCCGCCACUGGAGCGCAUCGCUACCUCGGUCCGUCACGAGAUGGAAGAGUCGGCCAAAUCGGAUGGACUCAAGGACGGCGACUUCAAGCUGGCCGAUACAUUGGCGCACACGCACAUCAGCCGGAGCAGCAGCGCUCAGGGUAGCACCAACGGCUCCACCGCCGCUGCGGCCCCUUCCAAGCUUGACGAGCAGCUCGGACCAUGGCGCUUCGCGGACCCUGGCACAGACAUGAUCGAAGACAAUGCGUUCAUCUUCACGACUCAGUCGUUCCCCGUGCCGCGCCGUCGCAAGCACUUUGCUUCGGAGAAGAACCGUCUCGACUUCCACUACGAUCCGGACGUCGUCUAUGGCGCUUCGUUCUUCACGGAUGCGAUGGACUUCAACACGUUCAAUCUGGGCAUCGGUCCAGUCAAACUGAAUGUUGCACGGUGGUUCAAGGACAUGCCCGUGCGCUAUACGCUCCGAAGCACCAAGGAUGAGAACCUCACUUUUGCCACGACCAGCUUUCAGCUUGUAGACGAAUAA